Molecule: messenger RNA, 2501 nt
Organism: Peromyscus maniculatus bairdii (prairie deer mouse)
Lineage: Eukaryota; Metazoa; Chordata; Mammalia; Rodentia; Cricetidae
Gene: Tktl1
Product: transketolase like 1
Molecular function (GO): thiamine pyrophosphate binding; transketolase activity
Source: RefSeq, a predicted model, not a curated record
CGCAGGCCUGAGGCAGCCAUUUAGUGCUGCGGAGCGUGACGCUCUGGUAACAUGUCAGAAGCUGAGGCAAGCAGUGGGAUGGCCGGCAACGCUGGACCUGAUGAGAAAACGUUGCAGGUGUUGCGGGACAUGGCCAACCGCCUGCGAAUCCGUUCCAUCAGGGCCACAAGUACCUCAACCACUAGCCAUCUCACACCAUGCAGCAGUGCUGCUGAGAUCAUGUCUGUGCUGUUCUUCUACACAAUGAGAUAUAAACAGGCAGACCCAGAAAACCCAGACAACGACCGAUUCAUCCUUUCAAAGGGACUACCAUUUGUUAAUGUGGCAACAGGAUGGCCUGGGCAAGGACUAGGGGCUGCCUGUGGGAUGGCAUAUACUGGCAAGUACUUUGACCAAGCCAGCUAUCGGGUGUUCUGUCUUCUGGGUGACGGGGAGUCCACAGAAGGCUCUGUCUGGGAGGCAUUAGCCUUUGCAUCCUAUUACAAUCUGGACAAUCUCGUGGCAAUAUUUGAUGUGAACCGCUUUGGACACACUGGCUCCAUGUCCGUUGAGCACUGCAUUGCUGUCUACCAGAAGCGUUGUGAAGCCUUUGGGUGGAAUACUUACGUGGUAGAUGGCCGUAACGUUGAGACCCUAUGCCAUGUGUUCUCACAGGCAGCUCAAGUGAGAGGCAAGCCCACUGCUGUGAUUGCCAAGACCUUCAGGGCCCGAGGCAUGCCAAAUAUUGAGGAUGCAGAAAGUUGGUAUGGAAGGCCAAUGCCAAAAGAAAGAGCAGAUGCAAUUAUCAAAUUAAUUGAGAGCCAGAUACAGACCAACAGGAUUCUUGUACCACCAGCUCCUAUUGAGGACUCACCUCAAAUCAGCAUCAUGGAUAUAAAUAUGACCUCACCCCCUGUUUACGUAGCUGAUGACAUGGUAUCUACUCAAAAAGCAUGUGGUUUGGCUCUAGCUAAAUUGGGCCAUGAAAAUGACAGAGUUAUUGUGCUGGAUGGUGACACCAAGAACUCCAACUUUUCUGACAUAUUCAAGAAAGAACACCCAGAGAGAUUCAUCCAGUGUUAUAGUGCUAAACAAAACAUGGUGAAUGUGGCUCUGGGCUGUACCACCCGUGACCGGACCAUUGCUUUUGUUUGCACCUUCGCUGCCUUUUUCACCCAAGCAUUUGAUCAGAUACACAUGGGAGCCAUCUCUCAAAUGAACAUCAACCUUAUUGGUUCCCAUUGUGGGGUAUCUAUUGGUGAUGACAAUCCCUAUCACAUGGCCCUGGAAGAUCUGGCCAUGUUCAGAGCAAUUCCCAACUGUACUGUUUUCUAUCCAAGUGAUGCCAUCUCCACAGAGCAUGCUGUUUAUUUGGCAGCCAAUACUAAGGAAAUGUGUUUCAUUCGUACCAGCCAAGCAGAAACUGCAGUUAUUUACACCACUCAAGAAACCUUUCAGAUUGGACAGGCCAAGGUUGUCCGACGCAGUGACAAUGACAAGGUCACAGUUAUUGCAGCAGGAGUCACUUUGCAUGAAGCCCUAGUGGCUGCUGAUGAGCUCUCUAAAGAAGAUAUCUCUAUCCGUAUCAUUGACUUGUUUACCAUUAAACCUCUGGACACUGCCACAAUCAUUUCCAAUGCAAAAGCCACAUCUGGCCGAAUUAUCACCGUGGAGGAACAUUACCCAGAAGGUGGCAUUGGGGAAGCUGUCUGUGCUGCAGUCUCCAUGGAGCCUAACAUCAUAGUUCAUCAGCUGGCAGUGACAGGGGUGCCUCAGAAUGGGAAAUCCAGUGAAGCACUAGAUUUUUCUGGAAUCAGUGCCAGACAUAUCAACGUAGCUGUGAAAUGCAUCUUAAUGAAUUAAAUUAGCUGUUGGUUUUUGUCUUAGAAGAUUAGCCUCUUUUCUGUGUAUUUAUGGUUGUACCAAAACCAUCACUUAGAUAGAAAUGAUUGUGCUUUGUUCUCCUUAAAGGCAAAACCAGCUAACACCUUUAUUCCUCAUUCAGUAAUUCUAAUUUCCCUUUCAUAUGUGACUACAUAUAUGAAUAUUCGUUGUUUUUACCAUCAAAAUGGGUUAUAUUUAAAAUGGCAGAAUAGCUAACAAGACAACCACCUGAUACUGAACUUUCACAUAAGACUGCAUGUAAGUGAAUUAAGGAUGAAUGUAGAAGUGACAGUUUAAAAAGUAUUUCCCUCAUAAGUAAAGCAAAUAUGUGUUGAAUUAGAGUCCUCAGCCCAGCUUUCACAACACUAGACCCCUGAAAUCCAUAGUGCAGUUCGACUUGAGUUACCAUGUAUGCUGCCUUCCUACCUGCAGCUUCCUGAGUAAUGUGUAACUUCAGGUGCUCUUGAAUUUUCUCUGCUGUUUCCCUUCAUAUCUCCUCCACAGUUCACAGGCUGGUGAACAGAACGAAAGCAGUUAGGAUGUCUUGUGCUGUUUGUGAUGACUGUUCUGUGAAGACACAAGGACACUAGUCUUGAUCUCCAUACUAUGCUGUUUGAUAUUAAAGCAUUUCAAAAUCA